AUGUGGGCAAGGAACAUAAGAGUAUAUAGAUUAAGCUAUAAAGACCGCCUAAAAACUGCAACUAACAGUGCAUAUAAAGUUCAAACAAGUCAGCACCCACACUUUACUAGUAUUACACGUAAUUCACAAAAUUACAAUACCAAUUUCUGUAAAAGUUUAAGUAAGAAAUAUGAUUUUUUAUACAAAACCAGAGUACUGCAUACUAGUGUACAGAAUAUAGACAAGAAAGAGAUAUUUGAAGACAACAUUAAUACCAAUACAUUUACUUAUAGAACGCAUACAUGUGGUGAACUAAGACCUAGACACGAAGGGCAGAGAGUGACAUUGUGUGGCUGGGUCCAAUAUUCAAGGCUAUCAAAGUUUCUUCUCCUUAGAGAUGCUUACGGCCUUACACAAUGUGUUGUUGUUGAUGACACAACAUUACUAUCAGAUAUACCCUUAGAGACUGUGGUAAAGAUGGAAGGGACUGUUGCUAUGAGACCAAAAGAUAUGGUCAAUGAUACUAUGACUACAGGAAAAGUAGAGGUGAUUAUAAAUAAGCUAGAGGUAUUAAACAAGGUUGGUAAGCUUCCAUUUAAUUUAAGAGAUUAUCAAAAACCGAAGGAGCAGUUGAGACUACAGCAUCGUUAUAUUGAUCUGAGGUUUCCCGAGUUGCAAAAUAUUCUGAGGUCACGAUCUAAUAUGCUGCACAAUAUAAGAAGAUUUCUUGUAGAGAAACAUGGAUUUGUUGAAGUGGAGACACCUACAUUGUUUUGUAGAACUCCUGGUGGAGCUAGAGAGUUUGUGGUCCCCACACACCAUGUUGGUCUUUUCUAUUCACUAGUACAAAGUCCGCAGCAGUUCAAACAAAUGUUAAUGUCUGGUGGAGUCGAUAGAUAUUUUCAAGUUGCUAGAUGUUACAGAGAUGAAACAACGAGACCAGACAGACAGCCAGAAUUCACUCAGCUGGACAUAGAACUAUCAUUCACUAACAUGGAUUGUGUUAUGUCAAUGAUUGAACAAUUACUCUUUGAUACAUUUGUUAAACCUCUUCCUAAACCACCCUUCGAAAGGAUGUCAUAUAAACAAGCUCUAGAAACAUAUGGAUCAGAUAAACCAAAUAUAUCUUUUGAUUUAAAGUUUUUGAGUUUGAAAAAAUUCUUUCCUGAACAAUCUAGUGACUUUGGAGCAUUUGCUUUACCCUAUAGCAAGCAAUUAGGGAAACUAACAGCUAAAUAUAAAGAAAAAAUAAAAGAAUACAUUAAAAAGCAUCCUUGCAAAGUGAUAUAUAACGAAAAUAUUUUGAAAGACCUAGGCUCAGAACUACAUAGCAAAAUCAAAGGAUAUGUUGGGCAAGAAAAUGCAGCAAUAAUUACAUUAGGUGAUUCAGAAAAUUCAGCACAAUGUUUAGGAGAUAUAAGACUACUCAUAGCAAAGCUUUUAGGAGCAAAUAACCUGUUACCAGUUAAACAAGAUGUUUCACCGUUGUGGGUUGUCGAUUUUCCUUUAUUUUUAAAGGGUGAUAAUGGUUUAGAGACUUGUCAUCACCCUUUUACAGCUCCACAUCCUGAUGAUAUACAUCUUUUAGACACUGAACCAUUGAAAGUAAGAGCAUUAUCAUACGAUAUUGUCAUGAAUGGGAACGAAAUAGGUGGAGGCUCUGUCCGUAUACACAAUGCUCAGUUACAGAAGAAAAUAAUGACAAUGCUAGAUAUAGAUCCGCACAAGUUGUCUCAUUUUUUGAAUGCGUUGAAGUUUGGUUGUCCACCGCAUGCUGGUAUUGCAUUGGGUAUUGAUAGACUAGUAACGGUGGCUUGUAAUGCAGAGUCAUUAAGAGACGUUAUAGCUUUCCCUAAGUCUCAUGAUGGAAGAGAUCCAUUGUCCGGUGCACCUAAUAGAAUAAGUGAUGAUGAUAAAAAAUAUUAUCAUAUUAACACAGUAGAAUAG
This is a messenger RNA of Arctia plantaginis, 1926 nucleotides long. The record is from the annotation of a GenBank genome assembly. Lineage: Eukaryota; Metazoa; Arthropoda; Insecta; Lepidoptera; Erebidae.